AUGACCCUUCGAAAUACGCUAGAAUAAGCCCGCAAAACUACGAAUAUGUUGCAUCAUUCGAGCUUCAUGCGAGCCCCUCUCUUGGACGGCGUGCCCUCCCGGCCGAAAAAGGGGGAAGAUGUACCCCCUUUUUUCCAAAUGAUUCACGUUCGUUCAGGUUCAUACCCGUUUCGGUGCACGGUCGCCCGCUGAUAAAAAUGCUUGUCCAUUGCGCAAGUGCGGCCAUCCGUCUUGGCAAUACACCAUACACCCCCCCAAUCGGCAUUAGAGUUCAUUCAUGGAAAGUGGAUAUAGCAGACGUCGCGAAUUCCGAACGAGUGUGCCCUCGCAACGAUGUGUGUGUGUUGUUGUGUUGGUGAGACGAUCGCGACCUAGUAUUACGGGCAUAAAAGUACCUUGCCGCAGCAAGCGCUGAUUCAUUGUGCUUCGAACAACCGGAACAGAGCGCGAGAGUGUAGCAAUCUUUGUCGGGUGGGCGCGCGUGCUUGUGUUUGUCUCGUCCGCGAGUUUGAAAGUGUUUUGCCAAUUCGAAAGCUAACAGAAUAGACAUUUCCAAUUGAAGACGAACUGUGCACGGGUGUGAAGUGUGUUUGCCAAAGAUAACAAACGGCACCUUUCUCGUUUGUUUAGCGAGAAGAGAGAACGAGUUGCAAUUGCAAGCGCCAAGUAGUAGGCCAUCAUCCAGCGCCAUUUCACAACCUUGCCCAACGGAGAGCGUGCGCCCGUUUGAGCUUGGACUACUUGGGGUGGAAGGGUGAAAGUAGACGGCAUUCCAGAGAAGGUGGUGCAUCACGUGCUUGUGCGUGUGUGGACGAACUGGCAUCCACGUCUGGCAAUCAUCAGUCAAAGCGUACCAUGGUCCUGAAGGCAUCGGAUGAAGGAAAGACGAUGGAGUCGAACGGUUUCCACACGGUCGGGAUAGGGUCGAGCGCAAGGAAGGCACUGCUGAGCGCGCUGGAGGAUAAGCGGCUAGUAGUUGGGUUGGCCAGUGCCGUACGCAGCUUGGCUGCCAAUCCGGAGCUGUACAAUUUUUGCUUUCUGGCACCGUUUGACGACCACGGUGAGAGUGGUAGCCACAUGCAGGAGGUGCUGCUGGAAGCGUUCUGUCUCGAGCACGACAUCUACAUUAUACGGGUCGACAGUGCGGACAAAUUGAGCCGUUUGGUGCAGUCUCCGGUUGUGGCGUCCUGUGCGCUGGUACGCAAACUGCCACCGAAAAUGCUACGUAGAAUGAGCAGCGCCUUCCGACGAUCUGAAAGCAUCCUAAUCGAGCACUGUGAGCUGUACUGGGACGAACCACACAAACCCGUUAUCAAAUUGCCCGAAAAGUGAGCAACACAUUCUCCCGUGUGUUUUGUGAAACAAGAGGACGUCCUUUAGAAAGCCAGAGCGCAACAACGAGCGACCUUGCUUGUGCUGUAGAAUGGCAAAUAUUCUCCACUUACCUAAGAG
Anopheles merus is the source of this 1452-nucleotide messenger RNA. RefSeq lists its product as uncharacterized. Gene Ontology annotation, cellular component: cytoplasm; nucleus. The coding region runs from base 856 to 1332 and encodes 158 amino acids. The transcript has 2 exons. Gene Ontology annotation, biological process: regulation of cell cycle. Lineage: Eukaryota; Metazoa; Arthropoda; Insecta; Diptera; Culicidae. The record is from RefSeq and is a predicted model, not a curated record.